AGGGUGGGUUACGGGUAGCUUCAUCGUUGCAAGCGAAGAGGCUUGAAGAGACCCGGAUGGAACCGCAUAUCGCGAAACGGGCAUUGAACAGAAUCGAUUAUUCCAUUCAGUCUUCCUCCUUCAAAAUCAAUUAUUUCCAAACGCGAGAUAUUGUCUUUGACCGUUUACCAGCGCCGCUACGACACAGCCGGUCACUUCAAGAGUAGGACCCCUGAAAAGUGCAGCCAACGCAAUGGGUGACGAAGCAACCAAUCAAGACACCAAAAAAGCCAACCAAGCUUGGAGAAAAAAGCCCCGAAAAUUUGCUCCCAAGUCGAGACUGGGCUGCAAAACUUGCAAAAUAAGGCGGAUAAAAUGCGACCUGUCUCGGCCUUCAUGCUCCAAAUGUCAGUCUACAGGCCGUACCUGCGAUGGCUAUGGUGAAGGUGGCUUCGCAGACAAUGACACCGGAGCAAGUAGCAGCGACGGUCAGCACUCUGGCACAUCAAUUGGCGUCCAUUGUCCAAAACGAGGUCCCGCAGAAAACCACUUUCCCGCGCGGACUCUCGGACCUUUGUUGAUGUUGCCUGCGACUGAUCCGUCUCAGGCGCUGGCCAUGGGGUUUUUCGAGCAAAUAUCAAUCGGGCAGCUCAACGAAUACCAGCCAUGCGAAUUGUGGCGUAGCACGCUGAUGUUCUUUUCCCAGACAGUGCCGUCAGUACGGCAUGCGGCAACUGCUCUCAGCCUGAUGCAUCGGCAAUACCUGGACGGUAAUGCCAGUGCCAGCCCGCAGCCCUCAGGGGACUGCCAGCCACAUCGGCUACGUGAAGGGUCUCCCUGGACUCACUACAGCCGGGCAAUCCAACUUCUCCUCGACGCCAAUCAGGAAACCGCCGAUAGCACCGAGACGACAGCGAUAACCCUGCUGGUCUGCUAUCUCCUCUUUUGCUUUGACCAUCUAGCCGGCAACGACGUACAAGCCUUGAAGCAUUUGCACGGAGGCGUCGAGAUCUCGCGCAGCAUCCGCAAGACCAUGCCUCUGAGCAAUGGGAUACCUGAAAAGACCGCGCUCGCCGGCGCUCACACUCUCAUCACACAGGUAACGAGACAGAUUCGACGCCUCGACAUGCAGGCGGCCGUCUUCAUAAUCGGCUGGAACCCCGCCGGCCUGCAGGAUUCGCUUGUCUCGCCUCAACUGCCCCUUCACAGCGGCGUCUUUACAUCUCUAGACGAAGCCGCCGACCAUCUUCAGGUCCUCGUCGCCCGGGCAAUGAAGAUGUACUGGCAAGAGCAACUGCCGGCGGCGGAUGAGAUGCCAGACUUGCUGCUCAAGGAUUUGUUGCUUGAGCAGUUGCAGACUUGGUGGACGCUACUUCAAAAGACAUUACAGGACACCAGCCACGUUACGGGUGUGCAACAAGGACUCGAGCCUUUGCUUCUUUUGCAGUACACAGUCGCAACUAUUCUCCUCAGAAUCUCCGAACCAGACAGAGAGGUGGCCUAUGACCGCUUUCUACACGAAUUCCAGCAAUGCGUAGCGUAUGCAAGCGACGUGCAUGAUGGAUACUAUUCCAAGUCUGCAGGGGCUGCCUUCACCGCCGAGAUUGGACUGCUCCCUGUUCUCUACAUAGUAGGGGUGAAGUGCCGGCAUCCAGUUGUGCGACGACAGGCCCUGAGCAUCUUGCGGCGUCAACCCAUGCGGGAGGCUGUAUGGGAUAGUCUAUCUGUGGCCACGGUAGUCGAGCGUGUCAUCGAUAUCGAGGAGGGAGACUGGUCUAGCCACGGGGGAGGGAGCCCAGCCAUGGAAGAUAUCACUGCAUGGCAGAGGGUAGAGAGCCUGUCUUGGGCGCAUUUUGGCAGAGCCGGGGUGCUUGAGAGGGUGGACAUCACGUACAAGAUGGAUGCGAGCUAG
Pyricularia oryzae 70-15 is the source of this 1891-nucleotide messenger RNA. RefSeq lists its product as uncharacterized. Gene Ontology annotation, molecular function: zinc ion binding; DNA-binding transcription factor activity, RNA polymerase II-specific. Lineage: Eukaryota; Fungi; Ascomycota; Sordariomycetes; Magnaporthales; Pyriculariaceae. Gene Ontology annotation, biological process: regulation of DNA-templated transcription. The transcript has 3 exons. Bases 233 to 1891 code for a protein of 552 amino acids. The record is from RefSeq and is a predicted model, not a curated record.